AUGGAUUUACGAAACGAGACUAAUAGAUAUCGUGUAAUAUUGUUGCCAUGGUUAGCCUAUAGUCACAUAUCGCGAUUCCUUGCCUUUGCCAAAGGACUCGCGAGCCACAAUUACUUCGAUAUUUACUUGUGUUCAAGCCAAAUCAAUCUCCAAAUCAUCAAACAAAAUCUUCCUGAUAAAUACUCCCAAUCCAUAAAACUUGUGGAAUUUAACCUUCCCUCCUCAACUAGUCUCCCUCUUCACUACCAUACCACCAAUGGCCUCCCACCCCACCUUUUGGAUACCUUAACAACUGAUUAUGCAAAAUCAUUUCCAGAUUUUAAAAUCGUAAUUCAAAAUAUCCGCCCUCGGCUACUCAUAUAUGAUUACAAUCAGUUCUGGGCAGCAGACGCAGCUACGUCUAUGAAUAUCCCUAGUGUUAUGUUCUUGAGCGGAUGUGUACCAUUUUACUCUAGGGCUGCUCAUUUGGCCAUCAAACAAUCAGAUGUAAAGUACCCUUUUCCUGAAAUUUAUAAGAAAGAUCAUGAAAUUGCACACAUAAAAGCGAUCGGUAGAGUAUAUAGACCUCCAGUGGGAGAGUCUCAUCCCUUUUUUGAAUGCAUGAAUAGGUCACGUGACAUCAUCUUGGUUAGAAGUACGCGAGAGCUAGCAGGAAAAUAUAUCGAUUACAUGUCUCAAAUUAUUGGAAAGAAAGUAUUGCCUGUUGGUCCAUUAGUUGAAGAAAACUCAAUAAAACAUGUCAAUGAACAUGUUGAGCUUUUUCAAUGGCUUGAUAAGAAGGAAGACUCUUCAGUUGUUUUCGUAUCUUUUGGAAGUGAAUAUUUCUUAUCUGAUAAUGAUAUAGAAGAUAUAGCCCAUGGUUUAGAGCUUAGCCAAGUAAAUUUCAUAUGGGUCAUAAGGUCUCCUGUGGGUGUAAAAACUAGUGUUGAACAAGUACUUCCUCAUGGGUUUCUUGAAAGGUUAGGAGAUAGGGGUAUUGUUACAGACAAAUGGUUACCACAGGCCAAGAUAUUGAGCCAUUCGAGUACAGGAGGAUUCAUUAGUCAUUGUGGAUGGGGUUCUGUUAUGGAAAGCAUUUACUAUGGUGUUCCAGUUAUAGCGAUGCCGAUGCAAUUUGACCAGCCAUACAAUGCGAGGCUUGUCGAAAAUUUGGAGGUUGGUAUGGAUGUCAGUAGAGGUGGAGAUGGAAGAUUGAAGAGGGACGAGAUGGCAAAGGUGUUGAGGAAGAUGGUGGUAGAGGAUAGUGGUGCGAGCAUAAGAAAUAAUGUUAUGAAGUUGGGAGAGAUUAUGAGGAAGAAAAUGGAUGAAGGUGUUGAUAAAGAGGUCAUUGAGAAUUUGGUCAAGCUUUGUGAAUCGAAGAAUUGAAAUUUUUUUUUUUUUUACUUAAUUGAGAGUUCUUUAUACAUUUGUAGUUACGAAUAGGAAUGAUGUAUAUUUCCUCUUUUAAUCUCUUUUAAUAUGUGGGGUGUAUUUACUCUUAUACAAACCAAAGCAAAAUAAAGUAUUGAAGACGAUGUUAAUCUGGAACUUUUUUUUUAAA
Erigeron canadensis is the source of this 1540-nucleotide messenger RNA. RefSeq names its product cyanidin-3-O-glucoside 2-O-glucuronosyltransferase-like. The coding region runs from base 1 to 1365 and encodes 454 amino acids. The transcript has a single exon. The record is from RefSeq and is a predicted model, not a curated record. Lineage: Eukaryota; Viridiplantae; Streptophyta; Magnoliopsida; Asterales; Asteraceae. Gene Ontology annotation, molecular function: UDP-glycosyltransferase activity.